CUUAAUGCCCUGUCCUUCUGGCAGCCAGACGGACAGGACCGUAAUCCGCGUUUUGAAGUAGACUUUGAGAGAUUCAUCCUUCUGACAGGUGUCGUCAUUCAGCUAGAUUCACACUACUCGGGAAUGGACGGAUACAUGGUGGAAUACGGAUGGGACGGACUGACAUGGACGCGAUACGUGGACGAAUACGGAGGGGACGUCCACUUCUGUGGGACCCUCGAUGACGAUUAUUAUAACAUACAGCAUCUUCCAAAGGCGGUUGCAGCCAGACACAUUGCCAUCUUACCUCUCUUUAAGGCAAAUGUCUACAAUAAUUUCCAUUUCCGUGUCGAAUUCCUUGGCUGUGACACGACCAACUGCAACGUUGAUCUAAGAGCUGGAAAUAUGUUUGAUAUCUAUAAUCUUCAAUGUAGUGGAUCAGAAUGCUACUCAAAUGCUAAAGCCUAUCGCGGAAGGUUUAAUUCACCAUCUCACGGCACUUGUGGAAAUUGGAGUUGCGAACAACGCCAAAGAGGCCAUUGCCUUGAAGAGAACUUUUGUCGUGUCUCCCCUGAUUCCGAUGGAACACAGUUGGUUUGUCCUUCAGCCAGUAACAGUUCAGUGACUGUUCCUUGUGUUGACAUGCCGCGUUGUUCCAUUAACACAGGCGAAGAUGACAACACGUUUCCUACCAGUAGAACCUUCUAUCAGCAUUUCUUUGCCAAGCAGUACUGCCACGAGAGGGAAAAGGACUUGUGCACCAGAGAAGACAUCAGCUUGAUGAAGUUAGAUGAUCACUUCUCGUCUGGUCGGGGAUGGUUCGCCGAACAGGAACAACAAAUGAGCAUUACCGCGGGACGAAUGGUCUUUGAACGUGACGUACAAGCGGGUAGACCUGCCUACUGUUGUGACAAACUGUUCAGGGUCACCAGCAAAAGCCACAACAGUCAUCAGACUGCAUCAAGUGCAUGUGGUCAGCUCGGUAUGCAAUUAUGCACAAUCAACCAACUUGAAGCAGCGCACAAAGUCGGCAUUCGUCGAAGCGAGUAUCCCGACGACCUCGCAUGGUUUUCAGCCCCGGACAAAGUUGCCUUACUGAACGAUACUUGCGGAUGCUCAGUUGGAGAAAUGUGCCACAAGACGAUGAUACCCUUCCGUCGUCCUGAUCAUCAGAAUUCCUACAGGGCAUUGUGUUGUCAAGUGACGUUUGUGUCAACAGACCAGACGUUUGACACCAUUGAGGAUGCUCGAGAUGCCUGUCUUUCCCACGGGAUGACUCUUUGUUCUCAGCAUCAAAUGCAGAACGUUUUCCCUGGAGAUGCUGGCAGCCAAGAGCCUGGAUGGACUCAGGAGACAGCAGCUCAAAUUACACGCCAGGAAUCUCGCGUAGCCUACUGCUGCAUCUUACAGACACAGGAAGACAAUGAACCCCAGGGGACGCUCUACAGAUCCAGGGACGUUAACCUGUUCAAAGGAUGCAGCAACCCACUUGGAAUGGAAGCUGGUACUAUCCUGUCUGACCAGAUAACAGCCAAUGCAGUGUUGUCUAUAGCGGGCGUCAUAGAAAACGCCCCUCACCACGCGCGCCUGAAUGGCAAGUCUUCCUGGAAGAUGCAAGCUAUAACCGAUAACGGUUGGAUUCUAAUAGAUCUGGGCCAGCAAAAACUUAUAACAGGUAUUGUGACGCAAGGUCAGAAUAACAGCUAUGUUACAUCAUUUACUCUAUACUUCAGCUCACGUGGCUUUGACUGGAGACCAUACAUGGAUGGCGUAAGAGAACUGCAGUUCAUGGGAAAUGUGGACGGUGAAACACCGAAUCACGUGUACCUUCCUCGUGCAGUCGCCGCGAGGUACGUCCGCUUACACCCCAAAACGUGGAACAAAAGCCCCAACUUGCGCCUUGAGAUCAUUGGUUGUAAACGCGACAAUUGUGAAAUCCACUCCAAUGUCGGAGCAGACUCGUUCUCUCCGUCUGAUAUCAAGUGUUGGGAGAAGGAAUGUAUUGUUGGAACUGGGCUGAACUACAGAGGUUUCCAAAAUGUUACAAACAGCGGACGAAAGUGUCAGAAAUGGGAUUCCCAUGACCCACAUGUACAUUGCACAACACCAUCAAACUUUCCCAAUGCCGGACUGGUCGAAAACUAUUGCCGAAAUAUGCCAGGUUCUCUGGCGAAAGUUCCGUGGUGCUUCACUGAAGAUCCCAAACGGCCAAGGGAGUUUUGUCCCGUAGACAUGUGUGAAGUCGGUUGUAUUGACUCCGGACUAGCCACGGUAGCAAACGACAACGACUGGAAGGGCUUUAUACAAAAUUCACAAACCGACGAUUUCUCUGAUAUCACUGACAUUUCAACGGCGUCAAAACACGAAGUAGAGGACCUGGGUCAUCAAAAGAAGGACUUAAUUCUGCAAUGCACAUUCGACAAGAAAAAGUGCUCACUGGAUGACUUCAAAGUAUCUCAAAACUCUAAAUAUGGCAACUGCUUCACCUUCAAUCAUGAUCAAGACAAUGUACUGGAAACGACAAAGAUCGGAGCUGGUUACGGUUUAAAACUCACGCUAAAUGUAGAAAUUAACGAGUAUAUCGGCAUCUUCGGACAGGAUCCCGGAGUAAAAAUCACCGUCCACACUCCAGGGUCAACACCUCUGCCUGAGGUCAAUGCACUCAGUGCUGAACCCGGAAAGAGCACGUUUAUUGGACUGAAGCGCAGAGUUGUAAACCGACAGCCUCAUCCUUACGGCAACUGUUCCUUGUCGACAGAGACCUCCCCCUUGUACGGUGGUAUCUACACGUACGAGACGUGUAAGCGGUCAUGCCUGCAGAAAGCUCUGAUCGAAGAAUGUGGAUGUUCAGAUGAACUCUUAGCCAUCAACACCACCAUCUGCAGUACCCUGAACGAAGCUCAAGAAUGCUGCCGACAGAAGGUACGUAAAGACCAUGAAAACAACAAGCUGGUUUGCCCUUGUUCUCAGCCCUGCCACGAGGAGUCGUACGAUGUGUGGGUAUCUUCGUCAUCGUGGCCGUCUGAGGCGUAUGCAGCGUACGUGCUAGAGAAGAUUCACACGCGGAGCAGAUCCAAGAAUCUACCAACCAACCAAGACUCCAUUCAAAAGAAUCUCGUUCGUCUACAUUUGUACUAUCAGGACUUGAACUACCAGGAAAUUAUGGAUAUACCAAGCUUCACCAAAGAAGGACUGUUCAGUAGUCUUGGAGGGCUGCUAGGACUGUACAUAGGUUUGUCUGUCAUCACGAUUUGUGAAUUUUGUAAUCUUAUCGUAGAUAUGGUGAAGGUAUUCAUUAAGUUCCGCAAGGCAAAGAACACGUUUGUUGAGUAGCACUCGAAAGACCACAAAAAGUAAAUUUUAUGUGCUACAUUCUUUACUGACUCCACAUCUAAUGUAAAGGGACGAAAAACAAGACGGAGUAAAAUGUGUCGCAUCAUAAUAUAAGAGAAUUGUUGAGGAUAGCAUGCAUGAUACAUAAUAUGUUACACUCCGAAAGCUUCAAUGCCAAUAAAACGCAUGUACUACAUAGUCUAGACGGCUGAAAGUGGUGUAAAACAAGUAUGCAUAUACUGUCUGCAUGUCAACCAUGUCCACAUCGUUAUAUAACACGGCAUCUGUCUACAUGUUGGGUAAUUCUCAUGUCUACAAACGUCUGUACAUACUUAUAUGUGAUCCUUUUAGAAUAAGGGCGUUUGUGAUGUAUUGUCCGUAUGAUAAUAAAAACUU
Messenger RNA from Branchiostoma floridae (Florida lancelet), 3708 nucleotides. RefSeq lists its product as uncharacterized. The coding region runs from base 124 to 3312 and encodes 1062 amino acids. The record is from RefSeq and is a predicted model, not a curated record. NCBI's taxonomy places the organism in Eukaryota, Metazoa, Chordata, Leptocardii, Amphioxiformes, Branchiostomatidae. Gene Ontology annotation, biological process: sodium ion transmembrane transport. Gene Ontology annotation, cellular component: membrane. Gene Ontology annotation, molecular function: ligand-gated sodium channel activity. The transcript has a single exon.